AUGUCGAAGGAGAAGGCGAUCGCGAAGGACUUCGAGGAUUUACGGAAACUUCUACUUAAAGGUAUAGAAGCGUUAUCUACUCCUUCGUCGUAUCUUCUCGUUCCUAAGGGUACUCCGGAAGAAUUAGGAGCGGUCUUCUCAAUACCGAUCUCUUUGUAG
This is a messenger RNA of Fulvia fulva, 159 nucleotides long. RefSeq lists its product as uncharacterized. The record is from RefSeq and is a predicted model, not a curated record. NCBI's taxonomy places the organism in Eukaryota, Fungi, Ascomycota, Dothideomycetes, Mycosphaerellales, Mycosphaerellaceae. Bases 1 to 159 code for a protein of 52 amino acids. The transcript has 2 exons.